Molecule: messenger RNA, 725 nt
Organism: Rhea pennata
Lineage: Eukaryota; Metazoa; Chordata; Aves; Rheiformes; Rheidae
Product: dynein light chain 2, cytoplasmic-like
Exons: 3
Coding region: 259-528 (89 amino acids)
Biological process (GO): motile cilium assembly; intraciliary retrograde transport
Cellular component (GO): cytoplasmic dynein complex
Molecular function (GO): dynein intermediate chain binding
Source: RefSeq, a predicted model, not a curated record
GGGCCCCCGCCGGCUCCGCCAGCGCCCGUCGUGCCCCCUCGCUCAGGGCCGCCGCCGCUCGCUCGCCCGCGCCACCGGGGCGCCCGUUGAUGCUGCAGAGCUCGCCCGGCGCCACCCCCGCCUCAGCCUCCGCCAUGGACAAGAGCAGCCCCUGCGGCUCCGGUGUGCCCGGCUCCUCGGCCGGCAGCAAAGCGCAGCAGCCCCGUUCCGCCUCGGCCGGCCCCGCCGCGGGGGAGCCUAAGCCCAAAGGCGGUAACCAUGAGUGAUCAGAAAGCUGUGAUUAAGGAUACAGACAUGUCAGAAGACAUGCAGCAAGAAGCUAUCGAUUGUGCCAUUUUAGCCCUAGAGAAAUAUAAUGUUGAAAAAGAAAUUGCAGCCCUUAUUAAAAGGGAGUUUGAGAAGAAAUACAGUCCCACUUGGCACUGCAUUGUAGGAAGGAAAUUUGGCAGCUAUGUGUCUCAUGAGACUAAGCACUUCAUCUUCUUCCUCGUGCGUGGAGUAAAUAUUCUUCUGUUUAAAGCUGGUUAAAACCAUGAACUGUUACCAAAACUUGCCUCUGGUUACAGGACUGCACAGUAACUGUAAGCAGGCUAGUGUCUUCAGCCUUCCUGAGGAAGCAGACUGAUAUUUAUUUUUCUCCAAGGGUAAUAUCAGGGAUUUUGCUGUAGUUGGUUAUUGUUUUCAUUGUGGUUAGGGGAAAAAUGCAUUUUUUUAUUUCCUUUCAA